AUGCCGUCUGCUCGACGCCCGUCAACUUCUUCUGGGGCUUUCCCUUCAAGCACAAGUCCAAGCCCGGUCAGCGCGUCAACAGAUGGUGGCUCCUUUCUCCCUUCCCCUCGAACGAUCCAAAAGCGGCAUUCGGACCAUAAUCUAUCCACCGUGACAGUACCUCCUCGACCGCCCCGAAAUCCCGCCCGGGAGACCAAACCCAAAGCCAAGUUACGACCGUCAACCGCAACUGGGACUCCCUCACGCGACCAGGACGCGCCAUGGGAAGCCUUUCCCUCAACUUCUGCAAAACCGAUGGAAACAAUAACGAGUGGCGGCAAGAGGGCAGAUAUACUGCCAUGGGAGUACACAGCAACGGGAAAAGUAGAAGAUGUGUUGCCCUGGGAGACAGAGCACGAUCCACCCCCCACUAAACCUGUCGUCAAUGGCAUUCACCCCUCCACUAACCAUCCUCGUCAUGCAAGCACAUCUCAUUUCUAUCAUACGCGUUCGUCUAUCUCCUCGUCAAUCCAUGACAUGGCUCUUCUCCGUCGACGCAAGAGUACUGGCGCUAAAGCCUUCCCUCAUGUGAACGGGGCUUCUUCACCUCGAAUUACACCCUCCAAUCCCACUAAAUCACCGACAUCAUCUCCCAAAGUCCUGCACAAAACUCCAUCGGCAUCGACCGUGCGACCUUUAUUGCCAAAGUCAGCUAGCGGGACAGUUCCUACCCUCUCCACUCUCGAAUUGCCUCCUCCCGCGGUCUCCCAGCCAUCACCACAGUCCCCAGACCAAGCGUCGUCAUCCGAUCCAAAAUUUUCAACUGCUGAUCGGACGAUUCUCAAAGAGCUCAAGCGCAAUAUUAAUGCCCGAGCCGCGCAAUUCAUAAUCAAAGGCGGCCCGGCGGAAAGUGGCCGAGCUAUUGUGACUGGCGCAAAACACCACGCGUAUAACCGCGACGAAGUUCCUUAUCCGCGAAGUUAUGCCCGCGAGGUCCUCGAUUUAGACAUAUGGGAAACGAUGCUGUGUCAGACAAUAUGCGAGAGUGUUACCUGGCAUGUCUUUGAGACGCCACCCACACGAGUUCUCGACAUUGGUUGUGGCACUGGCACGUGGAUUCUAAAUUGCGGGAAAGCUUGGAGGGUACACAAUGUCAAUUCGUUGGUAUGGGUUAUAUGGGCCGCAACAUCGCAGGCGAUUAUUCCACGUGAAUUCAUACCACUCACAGGUCUCGACGUCGUUCCGCUACACCCUAAUCUCGGCGCCUCUGAGCUGGCUUCCCGGAUAACAUGGGUCCAAGCUAAUUUUUUGGAAGGUCUUCCGUUCCCCAAUGAAGAGUUUGACUUCGUGCACAUCAAACGAAUAGCGCUGGGCGUUCCCGAGGACAAGUGGGAUGGAUUGUUCGAGGAGAUUGCACGGAUUUUGAAGCCGGGCGGCGCAUUCGAGUUAAUCGAAGAGGAUCUUUUCUUUCCGGGCAAGCCUGCAGACGAUGACACAGACUCAGAAGAGGAGACUCUCUCUGAGAUUCGUUACGCCCGAAGGAACUCGUCGACAUCAGACGCAGAAGAGGAUAACGACUCGAUUUUAACUACCUCCGGUGGCUCGCGUAAAUCUAACGAGACUCCCAACACCAGUCUUGGAGCGAUGCCGCCAACUCCGCCGCGAACCGCAUCUCCACUCCCUAUCGCUAGCAUCCAGGCAGAGGUAAUAGAAGAAGAGUCGAGUCCGCCGUCCACAAAGCCGACUCUGGUGUCUUCUCCUGCUCAUCCAACCUCAUAUCGUCACUCGUCAUAUCAACCUCGGAUACCCUCCGCUCCUAGCAGUUCUAGACCAACGACAAGUUCCUCGACAGCAUCGCUACACGCAGCACCCGCUUCUCCUGACCCGAAGAGAAAAUCACGAGGUUAUUCUACUUCGACCCUUGUUUCGUCAACAAACCAGCAUCCUUCGAUAUUGGCGCCGCAAACUAACAUCUCCGCUGGGGGUACAGCGAAGCCGGCGAUCUCUCCGUUUUUAUUGCGCACUUUACCCAAAGCGCCUCUGAACCCAAGGGAUCACUCCUUGUUGGAGAAGAUUUAUAACGAGAUGAAUGCGGCCAGGUUUAUCAACCUUUCUCCGCUCUCGUUGCUCGCCAACUUGGUCGGUCUUUAUUUCAAAGAUGUCCGCACCCACCCACCCCUCAAUAUGAUGUUCCCUCCACCGGCAACACAACAUCCCGAAGAGGAUCCUACAAGCAGCGACGAUGACACGGACUCAGAUGGGGCACGUGACGCGAUCAUUCCGCGACCAAAUAGGCGGCAAUCCGUGUUAUCUACUGCGGCCCCCCCAAAUAGCCCUCGUAGUAUGACCACAUUCAGUGAUGGGACCCCCAUUUCUGACGAGCAUCGAUGGCUACAUACUAGCGACUUGAUAAAGCGGGAAUCCCGAUACAUUUCGCUGGACGAGUCGCGACCAAAUGCGUUCUCGCCCUCUGCGCGUUCGUCGUUUCCCGCCCUGUCUCCUCUGAGGCCACUAUCUGGACUCCCGGCUGUUGACGUUCCGGAAAGUUCUAGUGUGGGAGGCAUCCCUUCCAGUUUGGCCAAUCGUGCCCCAACAGGUGGGAGCCGGAAUCGACUGCCCAACCAAACUUUAAACAUAGACAUGCGCAGUCUCAAUAUGCAUCUGGCGCUCAGGACAGCUGAGGUCGUUGCGUGCGCUGAGUCAAUGUGGGAAUGGGUUCAGUCUUACCAGAAGACUGCCACCACACGGGUGGGGGGUCGCCAACGGGCUGGUUCGCUUGCCAGUGAGAUGACACCGCGAUCGUCUCGAAUACCCGUUCUUCCACCCGAUCCAGAGGUGGACGCCUUCAAGAAGGCUCUGCUCGAACUAAGCAGGGAGGACUUUGACGCGCUUCUGGUGAGAUUUGACCUGUACGUUGAUCUUUCAUUUCAUCACCAUCUGUCCACUAAUCUAAACUUGAGGGAUAUGCAAGACCAUAUGGCUAUCGGGUCAACAUUAAGGGACCAUUUUUCAUGGUCCUGCGUGCCUUUGGCUCCCUCCCCAGAGCGCAAAGCCUUUAAUGCGGCGUGCGAGAGGUGGGACCAGUGGCAGGAGCAGCAACGGCGUAAACUGAGGCGACCGUUCAGCCACCAGUCUCGAAACUCAACUGAUGCCACCAUUGAAAGCAUGAUGGCGCGAGGGCGAAGCUCUUGGCCUGACCCACCUACCACUGCCACGUCUGCUCCCUCUCGCCGGUCAAGCACGACUUCAUCGAGUGCAGUACCUCCCGAUGGCAGAUUAAGCCGUUCCUUCCGUGUCUUUGCGGCGUGGAAAGCCUGA
Molecule: messenger RNA, 3297 nt
Organism: Mycena indigotica
Lineage: Eukaryota; Fungi; Basidiomycota; Agaricomycetes; Agaricales; Mycenaceae
Product: Methyltransf-25 domain-containing protein
Exons: 12
Coding region: 1-3297 (1098 amino acids)
Source: RefSeq, a predicted model, not a curated record